AUGACAGGUGAUUUAUUCAGUAGAGCCUUAGAGAACGCAGAUUCAAUAACAGCGGAAGAACUGAAAUUAACUUCACUGGAGAAAUCCGAAGGUGAAACAGAAUCGCAAAAUAUUGAUAAUGAGGAGGUUGAAGAGAUUGGAGAUUCGAAUAUAAAUGAAAAAGAUAAUGGAAAUGAUAUCGAUAGUAAGCAAGAUAAUGGGGAAGUGAGAGAGAAAUCAAAUGAAGAUGAUCAAAUUAUUGAAGGAAACACAGAAAGAGAUGCAGUGGGUGUGGAUGAUUGCAUUGAUAGUAAAGGUAGUAGCAAUAUAGGUGAUAAUAAUAGUAGGAUUAGCGAAGGUGAAUCACAAAACAGUGAAUCUUCUGAUACAGACACUUCUAGUUCAGGAGAAGAAGAAAAUACAGAUGAUGCUAAAGAUAUUUAUGAAACAGGCGAAGAGGAGGAUGAGGAAGAAGGUUACAAUUUAAAUGAAGCGAUAAGAUCCAAAAAUGAGAUUAUUGAAGAACAAAUUAUUGAGGUCCCAAAAAAUUACAAGAUCGAUGAAAAGACUAAAAUUUCAGAGAUUGGUAUUAUUAAAUCUAUUUUUGAAUCUAAUGUUAUUGUUCAGGGUACUACUUCUGGUGAGAAAAGAGUUCUAAAGGAUGGGUCUAUUUUUUGUUUGGAAAAUCGUGAAGUAGUCGGUACUUUAUCUGAGGUUUUUGGUCAAUUACAAAAUCCAUUUUAUAAGGUCGGUAUAUCUCCAGUAGAUGAGACUAAAAGUGAGAUAAUAUCCAAGAUUAAAGAAAUGGUUGGAGCAAAGAUAUUUAUUGUUGUUCCAGACGCACAUUGGAUUGACACAUUUGAAUUGAAACGUGUAAAAGGUACAGAUGCCUCAAAUGGUUAUGAUGAGGAAUUACCAGAAGAAGAACAAGAAUUUUCUGAUGAUGAAAAGGAAGCACAGUUCAAGAGAAUGAUGAAAAAUAAAAAGAAGAAGAAAAAAGCAGCCAGUAAUACGAAUAAUAAUGAUAAUAAUAAAUUUAAAGAUGCCCACAAUAAUAAGGUCACAAGAAAGAAACAGCAGACUAGCUAUCAAGAAAAUACUGUAUAUUCGAAGAUGAAGGCUCCAGUUGGAAUAGUACAACAAAAACAUUAUAUGUCUAGGGUGAAUCGUCAUAAGGAUAUCAAAAACGAUAGUUUUGAUCAUGCAUCAAACAUUAAUAAUACUAUUAAUAAUUUUAAUAACAUUUCAGAUAAUAAUAUUAAAAAUAACAAUUUGGGAAUGAAUUAUCAAAACAAUCCUGCUUAUUCAAAUCCAUCUCGAGGCAUGUAUCAAUCUACUGCAAAUCAAUAUGGACAUAUGGCUCAACAAAGUCAAUAUAAUUUUAAUAAUUUUAGCGGAAAUUAUCAACAGCCAUUUGUGCAGAAUCCCAAUUCAUAUCCACGACAACAAUAUAAUAGUAGCAACUUUGACGUAGCUUAUGGGGAGAUGCGAACACAGGGAUAUACAAAUGUUAACUAUUCGGGCCAGGCAUUUGGUCCCGAACUAAAUUAUAAUAUGCAGCAUAAUUAUGCCAACUCCAAUCUCCAUUUUUAUUCACAACAGUCAAACUUCCAACAGCAGCCUCUGUAUAAUCAAAAUUUAAAUAUUUAUUAUCAACAGAAUAUACAACAAGCACAUGUUCCACAAUACCAACAACAGAUGCAUCCACCAGCUGCAAAUGUGACACACCCACCAAACAUAGAACAAAUACGUAAUUUCCAUGAAAUGCUUCUUCAACAGAACGCUAAUAAAAACGGUAAUAAUUUAUCUUUUCAAAAUACAGAGAAACAAACCAGUCAAGAUAAUGAUAUUCCAUACUAG
Molecule: messenger RNA, 1839 nt
Organism: Arxiozyma heterogenica
Lineage: Eukaryota; Fungi; Ascomycota; Saccharomycetes; Saccharomycetales; Saccharomycetaceae
Gene: NAF1
Product: RNA-binding snoRNP assembly protein
Exons: 1
Coding region: 1-1839 (612 amino acids)
Biological process (GO): box H/ACA snoRNP assembly; ribosome biogenesis; pseudouridine synthesis
Cellular component (GO): sno(s)RNA-containing ribonucleoprotein complex
Molecular function (GO): RNA binding
Source: RefSeq, a predicted model, not a curated record